AUGAUUUUCGACAUGCCAUAUGACAUUCUCCUUCUGAUUAUCGGUGAGCUUCCCGUGAGGGAUCUUAAGAACCUUGCCCUCUCCUCAAAGGCGGCUUACCGUCUGCUAUUCCCCGAGCUGUUUAAGCACUUUGCGGUAGAGGCGGGCGAGAGGCCAUUCUUGACCAUCCCGACGGAGUCAUUCUCCAAAUCCUACUUUCUAGAUAACGGGGAAAGACGAGUUUUUAACCCACUGGACUACGUGAGGCACUUUGGUGUUGGAGCCCCAAUCAGAGAGUUCCUGGCAGACAGAUGCUUCCUGGAGGAGGGACAUCUUCUUCAGGAUUCGGCGUCCGAAAUCGACGAAGACGAUCUCCAAUACAUGGAGAUCCAUGAACGGCUGAUGUUCCGGUUAUCGAAGCUGGGGGAGUUUCUGCAUCCUAGCAUUCCAGAUCAGAGUCUCCAAAGCUUUCGCUGGUCGUUUGGGUGCUGCAUUCCCCAGGCCUUUCUGGGCUCGUCGGGAUAUUUGCCCGUAUGCCAAAAUCGGAUAACGUCUCUAACCCUAGUCCUGGACGGUUCGUGUGUGCAUGCUGAUUCCCUAGCCGGGAUGCCUGGGCUUCGUCAACUGAGACACCUGGCAUGGUCCGGCAUUGGCUCCAAUGACUACAACAUCCUUCGUGAUGUUCUUUGCGUGAAUGCGCAUCAUCUCGAAUCUUUGGAUCUGAGCUUUAGGGAAUGCUUUGAUGGUGCCGGAAAUGACAGAGAUACCGUACUCGACCGGACAGGUCUCUUUGCUCCACGAACGCUCCAUCCGGCUCAAUCGCUCUCCUCGUUUCAGCUUCAAUCUCUGAAGCACCUAACCCUGCACAAUGUUUCUAUGAGGCGGGCGUAUUUGGUGCUUCUGCCCAGCUUCAGUCCCGAGAAGCUGCGGUCGUUGAAGAUUCGUGACUGUCGGCAUUCGCCGAACUUCCUAACUGGCAUCAUGGUGAAUAGAAUCAGACUCCGGCUACACACCUUCGAGUUUGUCUGCGAGAAUAAUCACGCUCCUCUCCUGGACCAUCACCACGUGGACCUAGAAGACGAAGAUAGUGACGAUGAAGAGUUUGGGAUUGGUGAUGCGGCAGACGAAGAGCUCGAAGACAACGAGGAACAAAUCGAAGAUUCGCCAUUGAACGAAGCCGUCGUGUUGUCUCGAUUUUUAGAAUCCUUUGGCGGCCUCGUUCGUCUCAGCAUCUAUGUUCGAUUCAUGGAGGGAAUCGUCAGCGCGAGCGCAAUCGCUCAACACCGGUCGACAUUGCGAUGGUAUUCAUACCAUCCGAGAUCUAGCUCUACGCCCAGUACGCACAUGUUCGAUUUCUACUCUGAUAAGGAAGAUCUCCGUGGUGUCCUCGAGGUAUUCAAUCUGGAGGCAUUGGGUGCCUGCAUCGAUCCGGAUGUGAUGAGGUGCCAGUUAUGGCCCAUGGCUCCUUCGAAGAGGCUCAAACUUCUGCAUUUCCGAAUCACCGGCCGCGAGUAUAUCCCUCGUAACCUCGUCGGAGAAUUCGUCCGAGCCGGAUAUCCGGACGAAGAGGUCCCUGCGUCCAUGAGAAACGAUCGGCGGAUGGAUGUUUUUGAGAAUUCCAGUUAUCGCCCAUUGGCAGACCAUCGUUUUAUGGAUAUGGAGGAACUCUUCGAGUUCGCCGUCUGGGCUUUCGGGUCUGAUGGCCUGCCAAACCUGAAGAUUCUCGCCUUCGGUGAUUUCUCACACAAAGGGAGGUACGGUUGGACGCAGCUGCUUCUAUGCCGGCGUGAGGGUGGAGAUAACGCUCACAGUCACCACGUCGACGCCGGUGGUGUCAAUGUGGAUGUCAGAACGGAAUCCAAUUCAUCUUCCCAGCCCGAAUACCUCCCCUUCCGCAUCAUGCGGGCCCAGGACGAGCCUGUCUGGAAUGACAUCGCCGAUGGGAAAGAGUUUCUUCAGGUUUGCCCGGAGCCUACGCUGGAUGAAAUCGAUCUCAAUGAUCUCCUGUCGAACGUGGGCCCCAACAACGAUCCCUUCAUCGGCGCCAUUGGCGACGAGUUGAAUCUCGGUACUCCGAUUUUCGACUUCGACUCUGACUCCGACAUGGCCCAGUCGCUUAACGAAGAUCAUUCCAUGGACUCGGGCGUUGAGGCAGCGAACGAUCUCGAAAGUGAAAGUGGAAGUGAUAGCAACGGCGAGGAAGAUAUGCGGAGCGACUCUGAUAUUUCUCUGCCGGAUGCUAACGUCGAUGAUGCCAUGAGUUCGAGCUCGAUCGACUAG
Monascus purpureus is the source of this 2259-nucleotide messenger RNA. The record is from the annotation of a GenBank genome assembly. NCBI's taxonomy places the organism in Eukaryota, Fungi, Ascomycota, Eurotiomycetes, Eurotiales, Aspergillaceae.